Messenger RNA from Somion occarium, 2804 nucleotides. The record is from the annotation of a GenBank genome assembly. Lineage: Eukaryota; Fungi; Basidiomycota; Agaricomycetes; Polyporales; Cerrenaceae.
GAUCCAUGAAUGCAUAACCGCCUGCUGCCGAAGAUCUUGAGGAACGUUCGAUCCUCGUGCUUCCAACCACGUUAGCUUUUCAUGAGCAAAGCCGUAUAUGCUGGAUAAAGAACCGUGGAUACUCUGUUCUUUCUUGCGUUGUUCUGAAGGUCUAGACUGUCUAGCAUCGUAACCGAAUGUUGCUUCAAAGUUCAACUAGCGAAGAGGAGCAAUAUGGUAGAAGUCAGUUGUCCUACAUUAGAGGCCAUGCGCAAAAUGUGUCAAUAGCAUAGUAAAGCCAGGCGUACUUCAAUGAUUGAGGGUUGAUACAGGAAUUUUUGGUGCAGCAACUAGCUUCAAUUUCUAGUUCGGUACAAUAAGCUGCUUCGCCUGUCUAUAUCAUAAGCCCUUUUCUAAGAUCUCAAGCGGUUGCACUACCUCAUCCAAUCAUGACUCUUUCAGUGAUAUACGUGCUUCACGUCUACAUCGACUGACGGUCGAUAUAGCCGUGCAAAACGUAUGUUUCCGGCGGCUGGUGUUAUGGUUCAAACGGCCUAUCUCAACGAGAUUAUAUAGCUCUAAAAUUGCCGGCUGAGCGAGGCCGCCGCUGCCUACGCUACCCUGCUGCCGGCUGCCUGAUUGGGCAGUUGGAUCGUUGGACUUCUCGCAAAGAAGCAACUCAGUCUUGCAUGGGCUGACAGGAAACCAGCCUCACUUCGCGUUCCUCUCAACCAUCAUCACCUUCAGAGUCAAGCCAAAGGGUCCUCAAGCACAUCGCCUGGAGCAAUGUUCUACCUGCACCUCCUCUUCACGGGGGCUCUCACUCUGAUGGGGGUGAUCAACGCCCUCUUCGAAACCUCACUCAGUUUGUUCGACAAGGCUUCAUUCGAUCUCAUCUUCGAGAUCCCGGUAGUCGCCUACUUCGUCAUCCAGGAUUCCGCCGUCACUGUCACUCAGCCUCUCGACCUCACCGUUCACUCUUCCACUGAUCUUUGCGAAUGGGGAAUUCCCGGCUUGUUGUCCCUCCGUCCGGUCACUCUUCCGCCCUCCGUCGUUGGUGGUUCAGCCGAACUUCAGGUCUAUUCACCUGAAGGCUUGGGGUUAGUCAAUCUUAUGCCGCCAGCCACUACCACCUUCGCUUCGUUGGGCGACCAUCCUGAAGCGAACACCUUCUGGCUUCCAGCCCCAGCGAACAUAGACCUUACUGCCACUGAGCAGCGACAGGCCCAACCCACUAGGACGUUUACCAUUCUCAGCGGUAUCUUCCUUGCCUUCGCUACUCUCGUCUUCUACACACUGCUCGUAGUGUACUUGGCUCAAAAGGCGGUUUUGGGAGAAGUUCAGAUUGAAUUUCCAGAGGGAUUCCCGGUUCCUUUGCCCACUCAGCCCAACUUCCAUCAGGAAGUGCCAACUCUGGAUAUUGAGUCGCAGGUUGUCGAAGAACUCACGGUCAUGGAACUUGCCACGGUUAACAACACUAUCGAAGUUGACAAUCUGGACAACACAAACUUGGAUGGAUCUACCAGCGAACCCCUCAUGGAACUUCCCCUCGAAACUCCUACUGAGCUUCUCUCGGAACCCGCUGUUGAAGCCGCCGUUGAUCCCUCCGUCGAGUCCUUUGUCGAACCCAUCGCCAAAGACCAAGCAGCCAUCGAAGAUCACGCCGAACUCGCCAUAGAACUUCCCAUCGAAUCCGUUACACCUCCCACCGAAUUUUCCGUUGAAGAUUGCACGGAACCUCAUCUGGAAUCCUCUGUUGAGACUAACACCGAGUCGGUCACCUUAAGUCCUGUUGCUCUUUCUGCCGAUUUUCACGUCGAGCUUCCAAUCGAGUCGGUUUCUCCUGAUUCUCCUUCUUCGUUAGCUGUUCUAUCCUGCAGUGCAUCAUCGUCAGAGUUGUUGGUUGCGGAUGCGCCGGCGGUUCAGAUGACGGUCACAUUGGAUGAGCCUCCAACAAGUACCACGGUAUAUGGAACACUAGAUUCGUCUAGCAGUGACUCUGCCCGAGUUGUUUGCACAACGGAUGAACAAUCCGCUAAUGCUACAACGGAAAGUGGUACUGAGGAGGUGCCAACAAGUACCAUUGCUCACGGCACCCUAGAUUCGUCUAGAAGUGACGUUGCCCCGAUCGUUUGUACUACGGAUGAACAAUCCGCUAGCACAUCGACGGGGAAUGGUACCGAGGCACAGUCAAAGAAGUCGAAGAAGAAAGGUAAGCCCACUCGACGAAGCGGAACGUGGAAAAAGGUGGCGACUGCAAAGGUAAAGGCGGCUGUCAAAGUUGUCCUCUUUGAGGCUGCUGCUGUUGCUGCUGCACGAGCAGCGACGGUUGACUCCGAUGAGGUACCAGAGGUUCCGCAGGAGCUUCCCCUAGAACCCCAACUGCAAUCGGCGCAGGCGAGGAGGAGACUUUCGCGAGGGACGAUCAACACCUCCAUCCUUGGGCAUCUCCAGCCCGGGCCAUCGUCUCGCCCACGGAGGACAGGGAGGUCGUAGCGACCCGUUCACACUAUUCUCCGUCUAUCCUUUCAUUUCCAUUAUGGACACCACCCGUAGUGUACGUAGUGUAGAAGUAGUAUAGUUGGGCUCCGGUAGAGUAGUUGAUCUUCUUUCUUGCGUGUGUACCACUCUUUGGUCACCUAUCAUCCACUGACGUUCCCGUGCUUCAUGAUCCCUCCAUAUCAUAAUCGGUUUCUUAUAGACUUGUCUGUAUUUAUUUAUUUAUUGACUAUUAUCCAUUUCAUUUCAUCUCCAACUUGAACGGUUCGUGUGUAGUGGCUCCGUUUGUGGGACAUUUGAGCAAGUCGUCUAGCUUAGACUCCGAG